AAGACAUUGAAGUACAGAAGUAGAGAGGAAGGAUCAAGAUGGAGAUGUUUGUGAAGAAAGAGUACUUAGAUUUGGUUCUUGUCCCAUUUGGGUUAAUCAUAGUUUUUUCUUACCAUCUAUUUCUUCUCUAUAGAAUCCUUUAUUUUCCUUACCACACCAUUAUCGGUUUCAUGAACAUCGAUAAAUCAAUUUGGGUCGAACGUAUCAUGCAGGCCAGAAAAGAUGAAUUGGGUAGUGCUCUAACUGUUCUUUCGAGCAGCAUAUCAGCUUCAACGUUCAUGGCAUCCACAGCUUUAACACUGAGUUCACUUAUCGGCGCGUGGAUCGGGAGCUCACCGGUGAAUAUGACCGUUUUUACGGGACAUUUCGUCUAUGGAGACACAAGUUCAAUCACAAUGGUCAUCAAAUACACCUCUCUUCUCGUGUGUUUUCUAGUCGCCUUCUGUUGUUUUGUUCAGUCCACGAGAUGUUUCCUACAUGCAAACUAUCUCAUCACCACUCCCGGCGAAGAUAUUCCACCUGAGUUGGUGAAGAGAGCUGUUUUGAGAGGUGGUAACUUUUGGUCACUUGGUCUUAGGGCUAUCUACUUAGCUCUUAAUCUAUUGUUGUGGCUUUUUGGACCGAUACCGAUGUUUAUCAACUCGGUUCUGAUGGUUGUUUGUUUGUAUUAUCUCGACACUAACUCGGUGGUUCAGCCUGUUUUCCACCGGACUUUCGCGGCGGAGCAAAUUGUCAAGAGGAUGAGAGGAGUUUUGCCCGAACCGUUGACUUAUAGAUAUAACUGAAAACAUAAUUAUUUGAUCAAUUUGUCAACUUGCGAAUUUCCA
Eruca vesicaria subsp. sativa (arugula) is the source of this 827-nucleotide messenger RNA. The record is from the annotation of a GenBank genome assembly. Lineage: Eukaryota; Viridiplantae; Streptophyta; Magnoliopsida; Brassicales; Brassicaceae.